This is a messenger RNA of Argiope bruennichi, 2032 nucleotides long. Its product is annotated as Kruppel-like factor 3. Gene Ontology annotation, biological process: regulation of transcription by RNA polymerase II. The record is from RefSeq and is a predicted model, not a curated record. Gene Ontology annotation, molecular function: DNA-binding transcription factor activity, RNA polymerase II-specific; RNA polymerase II cis-regulatory region sequence-specific DNA binding. The coding region runs from base 299 to 1639 and encodes 446 amino acids. NCBI's taxonomy places the organism in Eukaryota, Metazoa, Arthropoda, Arachnida, Araneae, Araneidae. The transcript is spliced from 2 exons.
GUACAGGUGUGACCGUUCCUACCGGUGUGUGCCUGAGCGCGUGGACAGUGGUCUGCCUCCGUCCCACACGCAUUAUGUGUGGGAGUAUACACCGUAAUGGCACGUGAGAAAACAGGAGUUGUAGACCCUCUUAGUUGACUGAACAACAAGUUUAUAAAUAAGAAAGGAUUAUUGGAUUUUCUCGCUUCUUUUAUAUACCAUUUGUUAAAAAUGAAACCCAUGCCGCUUGGUGGGGGUGGGAUUCGGUGAGGUACAGUAGUGUACCCCGUGGGAUUGUUUCGUGUAUGUUUUGAAAGGGAUGACCACAAGCGGUAUCGAGUGUACAUCUGUAACCCCCUUGCUUAUGAACACUGGAGUAACGUCAAAGCAGGACAUGAUGACCACGGAUAUGGCUGAGUUUCAGGAUAUGUGGCAAGACAUCGAGAGUGUGUUAUUGGGGGACAUUCACCCAUCAGAGCACCAAAUGAAGCCACCAGUGUCAAUGAGUUCAAUGAAGCCCAUGCAUUCAAAUCAAUCACAAACAAUGGACAGUGUUCAAAAGAGACUAAUGGCACCACCUCUAAACGCUCACAUCGUCACAGAGGACACAACGCCUGCCAACAGAUAUGAAGACAUUGGUGCUUAUAUGGAUUUUGUUUUAAGUAGUUCCUCCACUGGUAAUACGCAUCCAUCUGUGAUCUAUACUGACGAUGUUAGUUUUGAUGACAGCGUGAAACCAGACCUGUGUAAUAAUACUACAGGUUCUAUAAACGAAACGGACGAAAUGCCGCCUUUGAUUCCAAUUGAUCACGGCAAAGACAGGUUUUCCCAAUUAAAUAACUGUGUCCCUUUGCAGCAACAGCAACAACAACAACAACCCAAUCCUCACGUCGUAGCACCUUACACGACGACGAUACCACAAAAUAUGUGGGUGACAUACAACACAAAUACCAAUGCAGUGAUUGCGAGUCAGAUGUCACCGCCAGCGUCACCCGAAAGGACAGGUCAACAACUGGCCAUGAAAGCUGCCAGUGGGUUGUUAGUCGAUGGAUUCAUGUCCCCGCAUGUCAUGAAUCAUACUCAAACUCAAUUUGGUACACCUUCGACAGUGUCCAUGCCAUCAGGUCACCAUGGCCAACUACCCCAGCAGCAACCUCCCCAUUUGCGGAUGGUCACACCACCUUCCUCGCCUCAUCUUGCGGAAUUACUCAACAAUAAUCGUGCCACCACUGCUGCCGCCGUGACAACCGGGUUCACGACGACGCAUCAGACUGUUUUCGCCAAUUUGCCAGACAUCCCUGAUCCACAGCAGCAGCAACAACAACAACAACCGUCGGGAAAUAUGGUGGGUAAACCGAAACGUGGAAGAAGAAGUUUCGGUCGGAAGAAAAUAACGACGCACACUUGUUCACAUCCAGGUUGUUCCAAGACUUAUACAAAGAGUUCGCACCUGAAAGCUCACCUGAGGACCCAUACAGGAGAAAAACCAUAUCAGUGCAAUUGGAAAGGGUGCGGCUGGAAAUUUGCUCGAUCUGAUGAACUUACUCGACAUUACAGGAAACAUACCGGAGACAGACCCUUUCAGUGCAGACUUUGCGAGAGAGCCUUCUCGAGAUCCGAUCAUCUCUCGUUACAUAUGAAAAGGCACACGGCUGUAUAAAUAGAUUUUUUCGCUCUUUUUGUGUUCUUACUCUGCUGAGUGGCAAAGAAGCUCGGUUCAACAGUGAAUUUUGCUUUUUCGAUUUCAACUCAAUCGAUGAGCACAGAAAGCACAGGUUUCAAAGGUGAAUAAAAUGAUACAAAUAUUAAAGAAAAGUUCAAUAUCACUAAAUUUUUUUCUGUUCAAUCUAUGAGGAAAUUUUUCAGAAAUGUAAAAUUAUUUACGUUUAUUUAAAAAUAAAUUUUACAUGAUAGGGAAAUCAAAACAAGAUAUCGAUAGUUUAGACAAACUUUUAAUUCAUGUGGUUUUUGUGUUCAUUGAUUUGGAUAUUUUAUAAACUAUUAUUCAAUACAGAAGAAUAUGUACUUGUCUUAAUUAGCAUAAUCUGCAUUC